AUGUACCAGGUCCCACUGCCGCUGGACCGGGAUGGGACCCUGGUCCGGCUCCGCUUCACCCUGGUGGCCCUGGUCACAGUCUGCUGUCCACUUGUCGCCUUCCUCUUCUGCGUCCUCUGGUCCCUGCUCUUCCACUUCAAGGAGACUACGGCCACACACUGUGGGGUGCCCAAUUACCUGCCGUCGGUGAGCUCGGCCAUUGGCGGAGAGGUGCCCCAGCGCUACGUGUGGCGCUUCUGCAUCGGUCUGCACUCGGCGCCCCGCUUCUUGGUGGCCUUCGCCUACUGGAACCACUACCUCAGCUGCGCCUCCCCGUGUCCCGGCUACCGCCCGCUUUGCCGCCUCAACUUCGGCCUCAAUGUCGUGGAGAACCUCGCACUGCUAGUGCUCACCUACGUCUCCUCUUCUGAGGACUUCACCAUCCAUGAAAAUGCUUUCAUUGUGUUCAUCGCCUCAUCCCUCAGUCACAUGCUCCUAACCUGCAUCCUCUGGCGGCUGACCAAGAAGCACACAGUAAGUCAAGAGGAUCGCAAGUCCUACAACUGGAAACAGCGGCUCUUCAUCAUUAAUUUCGUCUCCUUCUUCACGGCUCUGGCUGUCUACUUUCGGCACAACAUGUACUGUGAGGCUGGAGUAUACACGAUUUUUGCCAUCCUGGAGUACACGGUCGUCCUGACAAACAUGGCGUUCCACAUGACAGCGUGGUGGGACUUCGGGAACAAGGAGCUGCUCAUUACCUCCCAGCCUGAGGAAAAACGGUUCUAA
Messenger RNA from Rangifer tarandus platyrhynchus (Svalbard reindeer), 765 nucleotides. Lineage: Eukaryota; Metazoa; Chordata; Mammalia; Artiodactyla; Cervidae. The record is from the annotation of a GenBank genome assembly.